AUGGCUUCACCCCGCCCACCACUCGAGACGAGGAAGUCGCUUGUCCCGGGUGGAUUCGACACAGAUGAGGAGCUUUCUCCCAUCAAGACGACAUUGCAAGAAGAGGACAUUGCACAGUCCACGGAAAACAAGGCCAAAACAUCCAGCAAUACGGGUCAAGCAACAAGCGGUACACCAAAUCAGGAUGAUUCGUCCUUCAUUGGUGGUGAUAAUGACACCUUCUUGCAAGAGAAGGAAAUGCGACAGAAAUUAGAGGACUUCGACUCAACUUUCCUUCAAGAUGUCUCACCAGUCGCACCAGUGCGAGGACCCACAGCUGGUGAUUUAUCUACAAUAUCUGAAGAAUCUGCGCCAAGUGAAGCUACUACGACCAUUGUCAAGCAUUCCAAGCCUGAUCAAUCUGCUGAUCCUGAGGAAUUUAGAGCACCUUCUCCGCCUAGCCCGAGCAUGUAUCACACACCGGCGCCUGGCCCUGCUCAACAACCAUCAUCUGAGCCCCAACACUUGCAGGACGACCAAUCUCAUCCAAACACUUCAUCAUUAGAAACACUAUCAUCGUCACCCACGGCGGCGGCGGCAGCAAGAACUAUCUCCAGGGCUGUUUCAAGCGCUUCGACCAAUGCUGAAACUCUUGACGAAAGUCGAGGCGGCAUACCACUUGACCAGCAUGGAACACCGAGAAAAUACUAUGACGAAUCUACAGCGCCUCAAUUUGAUUCUCCUACACCAACAAAAGCAGAGAGCACAUCACGAAGGGCUAGAGGCAGUGUCGAAGAAGUUGAGAGUCCUUCCCACAGAAGAAUGCGGCCCCCCUUCCUGAACAGUCGAAUGAAUAGCACAAGGUCGUCAUAUUCGUCUCAAGUCACCGAGGCCAGUGAUGCAACACUUGAAGCAGAUUACGCGUUACAGUCUGGGGGCGCCAUGCCAGAAUACAGUAGAAUCAGCUCUCGACCUACAGAGUACUCAAGAUCGAUAAGUCUAGGUAGCAUGGCUUCUGGGAUCUCGGCAAUCAGUGGUGAAGAUGACAGGAUCAAAGCUAAAGAAGGACGGCUCUCUGCGCUUGAAGAGAAUGCAGAUGAAUCAGACCCCAGGACUCCUGUCACCCUGGGGCGCAAAACCUCAAACCCUACCGACACAGUCAUCAAUCGGCAUGUCGAUGACGUUAGGGUACCUGAGACGCUUGCACGUGAAUAUAGAAAUAGACAACGCUCUCAAUCACCUGUGAAGCGGGCGGGUCCAACACCUGCAGGUCGUAACUCGAAUAACAUGACAUUAAAGGAGCAGAGCACUACUAUUGAUCGCCUGAUGAAGGAGAAUUGGAAUCUCAAGCUCAAAAUUACCUUUCUUGAUGAGGCCUUGAAUCGCAAGUCUGAUGACAGUGUCAAAGCAAUGAUUUCAGAGAACGUGGACUUGCGGACAGCAAAGUUCCAAUCAGCAAAAGAUACUCGAGAGCUCAAACGCUCGAUUCGUGAUCUUGAGCGCAAGCUAAAGGAGAAGUCUGAUGAGCUUUCAGAAAAGACGAAGUCUUCUGUACCCGACAUUCCCGAGUUGAGACCGGAUGAAGAAGCCUUCACAGAAUUGGAGGAAGAAGUCACGUAUUUACGAGAACGAGUAACGAAUCAUGAUGUAGAGAUAGAAAAAGCAAGGUAUGAGUCUUUUGUACAGGAGACCGAAAAGAAGAAACUCGCAGAGGUGGUACGACAGCUGAGCUCGACAAAGCAAAGUAGUGACAUUGGCGUGCGCGAAGAAGUCGACUUGUGGAAAGACUUGUUAGAUGCAGAGACAGCGCGGCGUGAGCAAGCUGAUGAGACUAACCGACGGCUUCAGGAAGAGAUCAGACGACUCAAGGCUGAUGGGUCUUCAAGUACGACGAAUAAUUUCGUGGCGAAUGCCUUCAAUGCGAAGAGGAAACAAAAGCAAUCUUCUGUAUUGUCAUAUACAAACAGCUCCGAUCGUGGCUUUGAGCAGAAUGGUCCAUCGACUGCAGUCAGCAGCACCCUCGUGGAUCAGCUUCGCCUUGAAAAUGCGGAGCUUCGCCGUGAGGUUGGCGCCCAGACAUCGAUGCUUACAUCGCGCAAUAGAGAACGAGAGCGCCUCCAGCAGGAGAUCGAGGACUUGAAGCUUGGUGCUCGCCGAGGCGAUGGCACGCGUUCAAUUGCUGGCGAAAGUAUUUUCGAACGCUCUGCAUCACGCGCACAUGGACGACCUGGCUCUAGGGCAAGUGAUCAGACGAGAAUGACUCCUGUAAGCGACUCCGAGCGCGAAGCACUGGAGCUUACGAACGGUCAUUUACGCGAUCAAAAUGCAAAACUUAGACUUGAGAUACAGUCUUUGGCCGGACAAGCCGACCAAUUGUUGGACGAGCUUGAGCAUUUUGACGUACUCAAGGUUGACCAUGAGAAAUUACAACAAUUGUAUGACAAUGAUAUCUCUCUAGCCACCGAAGACCUGCAGAACCUUCAAACUGAGAGAGAUGAUGUGUUAAGAGCUCAUGACGAUAUGGAAGCUGAAUUGCACGAUGUGAAAGCCGAAGGCAGCGAAAAGAUUGCAGCCCUAGAGGAAGAACUCGAACAACGUGGUAAAGACAUCGAGCAUCUGCAGAAUGAGCUCUCUGAUCGUGCCGAAGACGCAGAGGCCCUCCGUCAAGAGGUGCGGACACUGAGCGAAAGCAUGCUCCGCAUCGAGGAGGACGUGGACAGCAAGAAAAAGAGGAUCCGCGAGCUGGAGCUUGAGGUUGAUGAGCUCGGCCAUGAAGCAGAUGCUAUGGAUAAAGAUCUUCGCGAAGGGAGGGACAAGAAUACCAAGCUCUCUGUCCAACAUGAAUCUGCCCAGAGCGAAGUUGCAUUCCUUCGCGAGGAACAAGAGGGUGACAAAAUCAAGAUCGGUGAUCUCGAAGACGCCUUGAACAACCUGCAGGCCAGUCUUGCUAGUGAGAGGGAUAAAGCUAAUGAUCUUGAGGUCAGCAUAGCCGAUGAAAGGCAUCAGAGGGAGAUUAUCGAUAGUAAAGAGAAACAGGAAGUUCAAAAAGUAAUGAACGACCUCAACCGAGAAUUGUCUUCCUCCAAGGAUGAGUCAAGGAAAGUCAGGAAAAACCUCGACACAAGGACAAACGAAGCUACGUCUCUCAAGGAACGGCUGAACGAGCUUGAAACUCAUCUGAAAGCAAUCUUGGGCGAGCCUAACGGGACUCGCACUUCGUUGAUGGCGUCAGUGACGAAAAUGCAGAAAGAAUUGCAGACUACCCUUUCAGAACUCGAGACUGUCCAGCGCGAUCUGUCCGAGAAAGAUCGCCUCGUCAGAAAUCGCGAUGCACUGCUGGAAAGCCAUGGCCUCGAAACCAAGAAGCUUGCUGACCUUCUCGAGCGAGAAAGGCAGGGUCGCCGUGCUGACAAGACCCAACACGACCAGUGGCAGCGCACACAUCAACAGACUACACGCACAGUCUCACAGAAAGAUGUUCACAUCACAGAGCUCGAGAGGUCACGUGCGACAGACAGGAAGCGAGCUGCUUCCCUCGAAUCUCAUUAUAAAGACGUCGUCUUGGACCGCCACACUCUGCUCAUCAACCUCUGGAACCGCAUCUCUACCGUUUGUGGUUCAGACUGGCAGCACCAACAUUCUCUCAUCAACAAUCAUCUCCCAACCGUCGAAUCAAUUAGUAACAAAGAUAUGUAUGGCCCUUUCAGCAAGAAUCUUCUCGGCGCCAUUUCCGCCAUCGAAAACAACAUCAUCGGCUUCCAAUCUCGCAUCAAAGUCACGGAACGCAAUCUUUGGUCUGAAUAUGAGUCACUCGAGCAUACCCUUGACGCUCGCAUCAAGAAGCUCGACAAGCUAGAAAUGACCGUGCAAUCACACCGCGUCUCCGGCGCCUUCACGGCCGCCCCAGAAAUCGCUAAGCUUCGUGGCGAAAACCGCCUUCUGAAAUCAGACCUCGCCGCUUUGCAGAAAGAAGCUAAGAUCCGUGGUUCUCCGAAGAACGCAACACACACCUUCCAUCCAACAGCUUCUGUAGACGUCUUACAAGAAGGCGGCAAAGACAUCGCCGCACCACCUCCCACACUAGCGCGCCAUCACUCCUCCUCGGCCGUCGAACACCUCGCCCAUGCGACUGGUGGUCCGCACUCCCCACUUUCACCGUCUCGUCGCUCGUCAUCGAGACAGCAGGUAGCCUUGAAUCAGGAGCCUAUCACCACUGGAAGUAAAGCCCCUGAGGGCCAGGCUGUGCCAGAACCGAAUCAGGCGAGAUGGAUCCAUCGGCUGAGGGAGUUGGAGAGGAGAUUGAAGGCUGAGCGAGAGGCGAGGCUGCUGGAUCGUAGUGGGGCGAGGAAGAGACUUGAGGAAGGGGCAGAGGAGAAUCGGAGGUUGAAGGGCGAGUUGGACAGGGAGAAAGUGAGGAGGGGGGGUGAGCCUGGCGGUGGGUGA
Bacidia gigantensis is the source of this 4422-nucleotide messenger RNA. RefSeq lists its product as uncharacterized. The record is from RefSeq and is a predicted model, not a curated record. Bases 1 to 4422 code for a protein of 1473 amino acids. Lineage: Eukaryota; Fungi; Ascomycota; Lecanoromycetes; Lecanorales; Ramalinaceae. The transcript has a single exon. Gene Ontology annotation, cellular component: microtubule organizing center.